AUGUCCGUGACGACCGAUGAUAUGCACACAGCCGAGCUUGCCGUUCUGAAAGACCUCUUCAGCGACAAGAUAUCUGCCCAGAAUGCAGCUGAAUCCUUGGCCUCAAUCCAGCUAUCAAGCACAGAUCUUGAAUCCAACGUAUCCUCUCUAUGGUCCUUCAUCAUCAAAUGCGCAUAUGAAUUCCCGGAUCACCAGCCUCAACUGGUCGAUUCGCUGGUACAGCUGUCCAAACUCCCAGACGCAAAGGCACCCAACGGAGACCCGAUUCGCCUGUAUGAUAUGUGCGUUUGGAAGGAUCUCCCGAUGCUAGGUUGGCAAUUUCGAGAGGAAUGGAAUCUAUCUAUACCGACUGAGCCCACUGAUCGACGAGUCUCGGCCAUCGCGCAGAUGAUCAACCGGGAUAAGUUGGCGGCGCUUUUGAUGGCGACCCAGGAACCGGUGUUUGACUACUCGUGGUUUGCACUGGUGACUUUACGGGAGGCGUUGGAGGACGGUGGAAGUCAGAAAGUAGGGCCCUUGAAUGGUCUGAUUCCCGCUGCUGCGAUCUGGAUUGAACUCCUUGGCGUGGAGAUGUAUGGGUGGGAUCAAAAUUUUGGCCGCAAGGGUAAAGGUGGAACACUGUGGGAAGGAAAAGAGGGCUUUUGCGUGGAACGCUGGCACCUUUGGCGGGAGAGAUUUGGAGAGAUGGCUGAAAUGGAGGGAUUAGAUGAUAGUGCGAGAAGGGCAGCAGGGGAGGCUGAGCAGAUGAUGCGGAAGAUUGAGAGUCAGUCUCAAAGUCAGUAUUAA
Molecule: messenger RNA, 786 nt
Organism: Penicillium nucicola
Lineage: Eukaryota; Fungi; Ascomycota; Eurotiomycetes; Eurotiales; Aspergillaceae
Product: DUF3632 domain-containing protein
Exons: 1
Coding region: 1-786 (261 amino acids)
Source: RefSeq, a predicted model, not a curated record